Balearica regulorum gibbericeps (East African grey crowned-crane) is the source of this 1695-nucleotide messenger RNA. NCBI's taxonomy places the organism in Eukaryota, Metazoa, Chordata, Aves, Gruiformes, Gruidae. The record is from RefSeq and is a predicted model, not a curated record.
AUGAACCAGCUGCACGUCUACGACCCUGAGCUUUUCCACCCCUCGCUUACACACUCGGUGCUUGCCACACUGGAUGGAGCCACCCUCAAGCUCUCCUACCCCAAGACCAACAUCCCACGCCGAGCUACUUUUGAGGAGGAAAUCCUCGACACCAUCUUCAUCAGCCACCGCUGCUACGACCUGACCAAUGCCAAGAUCUUCCUCUGCCCCCCCAGCCUGGCCCGAAAGCGGACAUGGAACAAGAAAUACCCCAUCUGUGUCCUCCUCCCCAACCCGGCAGAGGUGGAGUGCAGAAGCAGUGAGGAGCAGGAUGCAGAGCUGCAGAAGGAUGAAGGGACGAAGAAGGUGCCGGUGUUGGGGCAGGAUGUCCUGGGCGACUGCAGGGAGAGGUGCCUGUACCUCUUCGGGCGGACAGGGAGGGAGAAGGAGGAGUGGUACCAGCACCUCGUGCGAGCCUCCCGUGGGACCCCCAGCAGCAGCCGUGGUGAAGCCAGGGCAGGUGUGGGACCAGCUCUGCGGAGCAGCGGCAGCAGCAGUGGAGGGAGCACUGAGGACAUCCCCUCCGCUGUCCCGCUCAAGGACCUGGCAGGAAGCGUCCGACAGAAGGUUUUCCUGGAUUACAGCACCUACAUGGCCCGAUUCGUGCCAGCGCAGGUGGGGGGCAGCCUGGACCGGAGCCCAUCUCAUGGAGCACUGAGCAGCCCCACACCCACAAAGCUCAGUGAGGACACAGCUAGGCGCAGCGAGGCAUGCAUGGCCUGGAUGAACGCACUGAUGGGGCGCAUCUUCUGGGACUUCCUCCAGGAGCGAUACUGGGCUGAGCAAGUGUCCAGCAAGAUCCAGAAGAAGUUGAGCAAGAUCAAGCUCCCAUAUUUCAUGAAUGAGUUGACGCUGACAGAGCUGGACAUGGGCAUAUCCAUCCCCUCGGUCCUCAGCGCCUCCAACCCCACCGUCAAUGACCGAGGGCUCUGGGUGGACAUGGAGGUCACCUAUAGCGGCUCAUUGCAGAUGACACUCGAAACGAAGAUGAACCUCUGCAAGCUGGGGAAGGAGAGCUCUGCAGAGGAGAGUGGCCCAGCAGAGGCAGGCAGAGAGGGGUCCAGGCCACGGCUGAUCCUGCUGGCAGACAGUGAUGCAGAGUCGUCCAGCGCCGGCUCCUCCGAUGAGGAAGACGUCACUGCUGCAGAGCCCGUGGGAGCUCUGGGGGAGCGGGUCUCUGCACCCAGCGCCGAGGGCCACGUCUGCGGCAACAGCACGAGCCGGAAGAUCCUGCGCUUUGUGGAUAAGAUCGCCAAGUCCAAGUACUUCCAGAAGGCCACUGAAAAUGAGUUCAUCAAAAAGAAGAUCGAGGAGGUUUCCAACACGCCGCUGCUGCUGACGGUGGAGGUGCAGGAGCUGGCAGGCACCUUGGCCGUGAACAUCCCCCCGCCGCCAACGGACCGCGUCUGGUACAGCUUCCGAGUCCCACCCCAGCUGGAGCUGAAGGUGCGCCCAAAGCUGGGUGAGCGGGAGGUGACAUUCCUCCAUGUCACCGAGUGGAUCGAGAAGAAGCUGCAGCACGAAUUUCAGAAAAUUUUGGUGAUGCCAAACAUGGACGAUCUCAUCAUUCCCAUCAUGCGCUCCGGCCUGGAUCCUCAGCCACCCACUGGGGGACUGCCCAGGGACCUACCGGCCAGGGGAGGGAAGAGGCUCUGA